Messenger RNA from Phaeodactylum tricornutum CCAP 1055/1, 1302 nucleotides. RefSeq lists its product with no specific name. The transcript has a single exon. The annotation marks the transcript as partial. NCBI's taxonomy places the organism in Eukaryota, Bacillariophyta, Bacillariophyceae, Surirellales, Neidiaceae. The record is from RefSeq and is a predicted model, not a curated record.
AUGGCGAAGGCCCAAAAAAACUCCUCCUCCCGAAGCCGACUGACGGAGAAUCCAGUGUUCUCGGACCUCCUUGGCAGUGAGAUACGCAUGUCGAAGGCGAGGGCUUGGUGCGAGCCAAUAGAAUCAAAGACGCUCUAUCUUUCGGGAGACGAGCGUUACGAGGUGUGGACCAUCAAGGCAGCGGAACGACCGCAUCUUCUGGAUGUCUGCUCCACAGAUUCCAAUCAUCAGCAAGAGAACACGAACGAGGAUGCUGCCGACAUGAACGAGAUUCUGGCUCUGACAGACGGCUGCGAUGUUUCGGGUUGGCGAAAGGAAAAGUUUGUCCGGACAAACGCAGAGGUGUUGUCGGCUUUCAACGUGGGUUCCGGGUGUGUUUUGCUCAGACGUGAAACUCAGUUGCCGAUUGUCCUAUCGUCCAUCGCCUCCUCGGCUUGGGACUCGCUUCGCGACCGUCUUUUUCAGGAACCUUGCACGACAGCAUCCCGUCAAUUGUACUCCUCUAAUAGAGCGCUCCAUCCUUGGUUUGAACGAGAGAACGUCCCAGUAAUUCUCGAUGGCUGUCCCGCUAUCGAUAAAUGGGCCGCCAUGAAAUCGUGUCGCUUCGACAACCUUGUGCAGCGAUACGGAGAUCUGGAAUGGCGAUUUUCCGACACGCAUGGGGAGACCAUAACUCUGAAGACCUAUCAAAAGUACCUGCGCUCAAUAGAAGGUUCCACAGACGAUGCACCGCUGGCCGUAUACGACUCGCAAUUCGGUGGCGAUGACCGGUCGUCGCUGCUGGACGAUUAUACCGUCCCUUCCUGUUUUGACUCAGAUUUGUUUGCCUCCGCCAUCCCGAACGAGGACGAUCGACCACCAUUCCGAUGGUUGUUGAUUGGACCUGCGAGAUCGGGAACGGGACUACAUAUUGAUCCAGUAGGAACUCAUGCUUGGGUAACACUGAUCGAGGGGUGCAAACGGUGGAUCCUCUUUCCGGCUGGGACCGAUCCAGAAGCGAUACACAUGAGGGACCCCCAAAUUCCUUCGGCUAUUUGGUUUCGCGAUUUCUAUGAUCAAGCUAUGCGGGAUCAUGCCGAUGCGGUUGAAGUCUUGCAACGACCGGGGGAAACUGUUUUCGUUCCAGCGGGUUGGCCGCAUCUUGUCUUGAACCUGGAACUAUCUGUGGCAAUUACACACAACUUUGCCACGGAAUAUCCGUCGCUUUUCCUACUAAACAAAGCAAUUGCGCAAGCAGAGCCAGAGUUGGCCGGGCGUUUUGAGAUCGCACUGAAGAGUUCGAGACCGGAUUUGUUUUCCAUU